Messenger RNA from Eruca vesicaria subsp. sativa (arugula), 1134 nucleotides. Lineage: Eukaryota; Viridiplantae; Streptophyta; Magnoliopsida; Brassicales; Brassicaceae. The record is from the annotation of a GenBank genome assembly.
AAAACUUUCCUUCCUCACUUGUCGGAUCUUCUGUCUGAAUCUGAGUCAACCCGUUUUCGAAAAUCGUUGGAGAUGGAUCCUCCACUAGUGAACGAUUCAUCCUUCUCCCCAGCGAAUCCUUCCUCUUACACUCUCUCCGAGAUUUGGCCCUUCCCUGUAAACGACGCCGUUCGCUCCGGUCUCCGUUUAGCUGUUAAUUCCACUCCCUCUGACAAAGACGUCUCUACAGCUGCUGCUGCCGAGGAAUCUACGGUCACGGACUUAACUGCAGGAUGGGGAGGAAGAAAGGGUCGAGCUUUGAACUCAGAGGAGGAUGAAUCUUCAAAGAUGGUUUCUUUAAGCAGCAGCGGUAAUGAAGUGAAAGAUUCAGGGGAUAAGAAAAGGAAGUUCUGUGGAUCUGAGAGUGGGAAUGGGGAUGGUUCAAUAAGACCUGAAGGAGAAACAAGUUCAGGUGGAGGAAGCAAAGCAACUGAACAGAAGAACAAACCUGAGCCACCAAAAGAUUAUAUCCAUGUCAGAGCAAGAAGAGGACAAGCUACUGAUCGGCAUAGUCUAGCUGAGCGAGCUAGGAGAGAAAAGAUUAGUGAGAAGAUGACAGCUCUUCAAGAUAUAAUUCCAGGAUGUAAUAAGAUAAUAGGAAAAGCACUUGUGCUUGAUGAAAUUAUCAACUAUAUUCAGUCACUGCAGCGACAAGUUGAGUUUCUGUCAAUGAAGCUAGAAGUGGUUAACUCUGGUCCAAGUACUGGUCCAACAAUAGGAGUUUUUCCAACAGGAGAUCUUGGGACUUUACCUAUUGAUCUCCAUCGAAAUAUAUAUGAGCAACAAGAAGCUAACGAGUCUAGAGGAUCUCAUCCAGAGUGGCUCCAUAUGCAAGUUGAUGGAAGCUUUAACCGAACCACAUAAAAAAAAAAACACAUCUCUUCUUUGUAGGCAGUUUCACUUAUGUGUGUUGUGUUAAAAUCACCUUUGUAUUGUUAUAUCAGAAGAAGAAGGUGAUAAGAGAGAGAUGAACACUUUAUAAAAAAAAAGACAACAUUGUUGUAUUGUCUGUUAUAACUUGUAACAAAAAGUGAUGAUUCAGUGAACACAGAGAGAUCAUAUGUACAAUCUUUUAUUAUUAUGUUGUUAUCUAAC